AUGUCACUUGAUUCAGUUGUCUAUUUUAUCCUUUCCAGAUUAUUCAUCUACCUGUUUCGUCUGAUACGUAUUAUACUUUAUCCAUUUGCCAAGCUAGGAUCAUGGCUUUGCGGUGAUUAUUUAGUCAAACUAGAUAGGAGACAUAGAAUUAGGGAAGAUUUCUAUAUUAUUCCAACUUUUUUCAAAUAUGUGUUCCAAUACAUUUGGGCUGUAAGAAUUCAUAAGUUUCAAAAUUGGUAUAUCUUUGUCGAUCAAGUGAAGAACCAAGGUGAUAACCUUGCUGUUCGUUAUACUAGGGCACUUCCAACUAAAGGUGAAUUUGAACUGGAAUCCUACACAUAUAAAGAAUUAUACAACAUUGUAUUAAGACUAUCCUAUAUUCUAAUAAAUACGUAUGAUGUUAGGCCUGGUGACCACAUCGGGAUUGAUUGCACUAAUAAACCAUUAUUCAUCUUCUUAUGGUUUUCAUUAUGGAAUAUUGGUGCUGUCCCAGCAUUCCUGAAUUAUAAUACCAUGGGAAAACCAUUAGUUCAUUCGUUGAAAAUAUCUAAUAUUGCUCAGGUGUUUAUCGACCCAGAUGCAUCUGAACCAAUUAAUCAGUCUGAAGAAGAGAUUAAAAAUGCAUUACCAAAUUUAAUCUUAAACUAUUUGGAUGAAAAGAGUCUAUAUGAUAUUAUAAUGAAUCCAAACUCUCCUGAAUUUCUACAAGAUGACAAUAUUAGAUCACCAAGGGAUUUAACAGAUUUUAAACCUUCAAUGCUGAUAUACACAUCUGGUACAACAGGUUUACCAAAAGCUGCCAUUAUGUCAUGGAGAAAAUCUUCUGUAGGUUGCAAACUAUUUGGUCAUGUGCUACACAUGAAUCCUGAUAGUAUUGUCUUUACUGGUAUGCCGUUAUUUCAUUCCACUGCCGCUUUGUUAGGUGCAUGUGCCAUCCUUUCGCAAGGUGGUUGUAUUGCAUUAGCUAGUAAGUUCUCUGCUACAAAUUUUUGGAAACAAGCAUACCUAACAGAGGCAACUCAUGUCCAAUAUGUCGGUGAAGUUUGUAGAUAUUUAUUACAUACACCUAGGUCAAAGUAUGAAUCUAUACAUCGUGUUAAGGUCGCUUAUGGGAACGGUUUAAGAAGUGAUAUUUGGCAAAAUUUUCGUAAGAGGUUUAACAUUGAAGUUAUUGGCGAAUUCUAUGCAGCCACUGAGGCACCAUUUGCAACCACCUCUUUCCAAAGAGGUGAUUUCGGUGUUGGUGCAUGUAGAAACUAUGGUACUAUUAUCCAAUUUUUUCUUCAAUAUCAACAAACAUUGGUUAAAGUAGAAAAGAAUGAUGACUCUGUAAUUUAUCGAAAUGAAAAAGGAUUUUGUGAAGUUGCUGAUGUUAAUGAGCCUGGUGAAAUGUUAAUGAGAAUUUUUUUCCCCAAGAAACCAGAAACAUCAUUCCAAGGAUAUUUAGGGAACGCUAAAGAGACAAGAUCUAAGGUUAUUAGAAAUGUUUUCAGAGAAGGUGAUGCUUGGUAUAGAUGUGGUGAUCUUUUAAGAGAAGACAAGUAUGGAUUAUGGUAUUUCCUUGACAGAAUGGGUGAUACUUUUAGAUGGAAAUCAGAAAACGUUUCCACUACAGAAGUAGAAGACCAGCUUGCAGCAAGUAAUGAAAAAGAAAUAAAACAUGUAACAGUUGUAGGCAUUAAGAUCCCUAAUUAUGAAGGUAGAGCUGGGUUUGCAGUUAUUCAGUUGGAUAAAGAUGUAUCCUCUUUAUCUACUGAAGAAAAAACUCUGCUUUUAAAUAAAUCAUUAGAAUAUUUAAAACAUUCACUACCUAAAUAUGCCCUGCCAAUUUUAGUCAAAUUUGUUAACAAGAUUGAAAUGACAAAUAACCAUAAGGUUAUAAAAAAAAUUUAUAGGGACCAAAAAUUACCUAACGGCGAAUCAGGUAAUGACAAAUUAUUUUGGUUAAAAAAUUAUAACGAAUAUAAACAACUUACCUCAGAAGAUUGGAAUGAUAUACAAGAAGAGCGUGUUAAAUUAUGA
This is a messenger RNA of Arxiozyma heterogenica, 2022 nucleotides long. RefSeq names its product long-chain fatty acid transporter FAT1 (gene FAT1). The transcript has a single exon. The record is from RefSeq and is a predicted model, not a curated record. The coding region runs from base 1 to 2022 and encodes 673 amino acids. Lineage: Eukaryota; Fungi; Ascomycota; Saccharomycetes; Saccharomycetales; Saccharomycetaceae. Gene Ontology annotation, molecular function: long-chain fatty acid transmembrane transporter activity; long-chain fatty acid-CoA ligase activity; very long-chain fatty acid-CoA ligase activity. Gene Ontology annotation, cellular component: cytoplasmic side of plasma membrane; peroxisome; lipid droplet. Gene Ontology annotation, biological process: long-chain fatty acid import into cell; very long-chain fatty acid metabolic process.